This is a messenger RNA of Pezoporus flaviventris, 1723 nucleotides long. RefSeq names its product PTEN induced kinase 1 (gene PINK1). The coding region runs from base 4 to 1701 and encodes 565 amino acids. Gene Ontology annotation, biological process: regulation of apoptotic process; protein phosphorylation; autophagy of mitochondrion. The transcript is spliced from 8 exons. Gene Ontology annotation, molecular function: ATP binding; protein serine/threonine kinase activity. Gene Ontology annotation, cellular component: mitochondrion. Lineage: Eukaryota; Metazoa; Chordata; Aves; Psittaciformes; Psittacidae. The record is from RefSeq and is a predicted model, not a curated record.
GCCAUGGCGGUUCGGCUCCUCUUAGCCCGCGCCCUGCGGCUGUUCCCUCGCUGCCGCCUGCGCUGCGCCCCACGCCCGGACCCGCGCCCCGAGCCCCGCUCCGUUCCGUCCCCAUCCCCAUCCCCGUCCCCGUGGCGGCCGUGGCUGUCCUGGCUCCCCGCCGCCCGCCGCCUGCUGCUGCCCGGCCCGGCCCGCGGGCUGGCGGGCGCGGCGCUGCGGGGCCGCGGCGGGGCCUGCCUGGCGCUGGCCAUGGCGCUGGGGCUGGUGGAGCCGCGUCUGGAGGAGCAGCGGCGGGCAGAGGCGGCCUGCAGGCACAUCCAGACCGUGUUUGUUGGGAAGAACAAGCCACAGAAAGAUCCCCUGAGCUGCUUCCGCUGGCAGGGCUUCAAGCUGGAGGAAUAUCUCAUCGGCCAGCCCAUCGGGAAGGGCUGCAGCGCCGCCGUGUAUGAAGCAGCUAUUCCUUUCUCCCACCGUGGUCAGGGCUGUGUGGAGAGCGGGCGCCUCGCAGGGCAUGGCUCAGCUUCACAGGCACCAGAAGAGGAGCCCGUAGUGAAACGCCAACCGAAGGAGGCUUUUCCAUUAGCCAUCAAAAUGAUGUGGAACAUUUCGGCUGGUUCCUCAAGCGAAGCCAUCCUUGAUGCUAUGGGCCGAGAGCUUGUUCCAGCCACAGGGGUUGCCUUAGCUGGAGAGUACGGAGCCAUCCCUGGCCGCAGGAAACCCAUCCUUGGAAGGAAGAAGUUGCAACCUCAUCCCAAUAUAAUCCAGGUGAUCCGAGCAUUCACCUCCUCUGUCCCUUUGCUGCCUGGAGCCUUUGCAGACUAUCCUGAUGUUCUUCCAUUAAGCCUGAAUCCCAGAGGGAUCGGUCACAGCCGCACGCUCUUCCUGGUGAUGAAGAAUUAUCCCUGCACUCUGCGCCAGUAUCUGGAGGAGAACAGCCCAGAUGUUUGUCUCUCCACGAUGAUGAUUUUACAGCUCUUGGAAGGUGUGGACCAUCUUGUUCGCCAUGGAAUAGCACACAGAGACCUGAAGUCUGACAACAUCCUGGUUGAAUUUGAUUCUGCUGGCUGCCCCUGGCUGGUGAUCACAGACUUUGGUUGCUGUUUGGCAGAUGAAAACAUCGGCUUGAGACUGCCUUUCACCAGCUCUUACGUGGAUCGGGGCGGCAACGGCUGUCUUAUGGCACCCGAGGUGAUCACAGCCUCGCCUGGUCCAGGCACAGUGAUCAACUACAGCAAAUCUGAUGCUUGGGCUGUUGGAGCCAUCGCCUAUGAAAUCCUUGGCCUGGCCAAUCCUUUCUAUGGCCACGGGGCCUCGGCUCUGGAAAGUAGGAGCUACCAUGAAGAUCAGCUGCCCAGCCUGCCUGACCAUGUGCCCCUCGAGGUGAAGCAAGUGAUAAAGAUGCUGCUUCGGAGGGAUCCCAACAAGAGACUCUCUGCCAGGGUUGCUGCCAACGUGCUUCACUUGAGCCUCUGGGGUGAAAGCAUCCUGGCCACGCAGGCCCUGAAACCCGACCAGAUGGUCACUUGGCUCCUGUGCCAGUCUGCAGCCACCCUGCUCACGGAGGGGCUGGUGGGUAAAAGCCUGGUGGAAACCAAGAUGAAGAUGUGCUUUCUGGCAAACCUCGAGUAUGAAGAGCUCUGGGCAGCUGCAUUCCUGCUGCUGGCCUGGAGGAGCCGCUCUGAGUGCAGCACAAGCCCGUGAUAAAUGGUUCUGUUUGGGCACA